Messenger RNA from Polypterus senegalus (gray bichir), 788 nucleotides. RefSeq names its product interferon-induced protein 44-like. The record is from RefSeq and is a predicted model, not a curated record. The annotation marks the transcript as partial. Lineage: Eukaryota; Metazoa; Chordata; Cladistia; Polypteriformes; Polypteridae. The transcript is spliced from 6 exons.
CUGAUGCGCAAUACCAAACACCUCUUACUGAGUUUCUCAAAUCGUCUUUUCUCUUCACUUCACUGCUAGGCUAUGAUAAAUGUGCUGUGUGAUUUUUCAGGCAGGAACAUCAAGAAGAAGAAAAGCGAAGGAGUCAGCAGUCGGCCGUCCACAGGCUCUGAAAAUGGGAAACUGGAAUUCAGUGCCCGAACCAGAGGUGGUCAAGCCUCCUCCCAGCCCUCUCCUCAAACGGCCUUGGAGGAAACAGGAAUUUAACACAUCCACAAGAAAUGAUCUGCUGGAGUUCAUCAGAAACUACCAGAGCCUCACAGAGUUGGUGGAAGAGCCAAGAAUCCUACUGAUUGGACAGAUUGGUGCCGGAAAAAGCAGCUUCUUCAAUUCGGUCAACGCUGUUUUCAAAGGACGUGCAACAUUCCAGGCCAUGGCUGGGCAUGGGUUGGUCAGUGUGAGCAAACAGUACAGGACGUACCCAGUUGAAGAUGGAAGAUGUGGGAAGAAGCUGCCCUUCAUUCUAUGUGACACCAUGGGACUGGAAGGAAACAGUGACAAGGAAGAGGGAAUCCAUGUGGACGAUGUCAUUAGUGUCAUUCGAGGACACGUUUCAGAUUUAUAUGAGUUUAAUCCCAAGGCCCCCAUAACGAGAUUUGACAGUCGCUACAGGCAGGAGCCCAGUCUGGCAGACAAGGUGCACUGUGUCGUCUAUGUUAUCGAAGCAAACACAGACUGUCUGAUGACACCAAGACUGAUGGAGAAACUGACAGCCAUCCGGGAAAAGGUCAAUGAUAUGG